UUCGACAUUGAGCAAGUUCCUGAAUUACACUCAAUAUAAACUCUCGCAUCAUCUUCGAGUUCUGCUACCUGAACUGUACACCAGCACCAACCGAGAGUUUCCGACGAUGCAACGGCAAUAAUCUUCGUUAGGGUUUCUGUUUUAAAGUCAAUUUCCUUCUCUUACUUUUUGUUCAUCACAACCAAAUAUAAUUUCUGCGCAACAAAUUGCGAAAAUCGUCAUUCAUCACUUGCACUGAUCACAAAAUUCAAAACUCAAAAUUGUGUUUAUAAAACCUAAUCGAAGAUAAUCUGUCCACUUUAUAUACUUCAUCUUUCUGUAAAAUUUACUCAACAAAUUUACCAAAUAUGAGCGGAAACGAGUUCAGAUUCUUCUUGUCUUGCGAUAUCAAUCUUCCUCUUACCUUCCGAAUUGAUCGUUUGGAAGGUAUUCUUCCCUCUCUCAAGUCCCCAAUUUCAGCUGGUGCAGACGCUGGUUAUGCAGCAGAGGAGAGGAGGGGAGAGCUUUAUGUUGAAUGCGCGUUGUUCGUCAAUGGUGCUCCUUUUGGACUGCCUAUGAGAACCAGGCUGGAAUCUGGGCAGUCUUUUUGCUGGAGUGAGUUGAUUACAUUGAGUACCAAAUACCGAGACCUCACUGCUCACUCACAACUUUCUUUUACGGUAUGGGAUGUUUCUUGUUGCAAAGGUGAGGGGCUUAUUGGUGGAGCAACCAUUCUUCUCUUUAACAGCAAGAAGCAACUUAGAACUGGGAAACAAAAACUUAGGUUGUGGCUGGGAAAAGAAGCUGAUGGAGCCUGCCCUUCUUCCACGCCUGGAAAGGUUCCAAGGCAUGAAAGAGGAGAGUUGGAGCGUCUGGAGAAGCUUAUGAAUAAAUAUGAAAGAGGGCAAAUUCCACGCGUGGAUUGGCUAGAUCGACUGACAUUCAAGGCAAUGGAGAAGAUCAAGGAUCGUGAAAGUUGUGGAAGCAGGAGUUCCCAAUUAUAUAUUGUUGUUGAUUUUUGCAGUUUCGAGCAUCAAGUUGUAUUCCAGGAAUCUGGGCCAAAUGUUUUCUUACCAUCUCCAAUAGGUGCAAAUGAACUUGUUACUGUGUGGGAUCCAGAGGUGGGAAAGAUAAAUCCUUCUGAGCACAAGCAGAUAAAAUUAGCUAGGAGCUUAACUCGUGGUAUCAUUGAUCGGGAUCUGAAACCAAGUUCCAAUGAAAGGAAAGUGAUACAAAGAAUAUUGAAAUACCCACCAACAAGGACCUUAAGUGGAGAAGAAAAGCAGCUUCUAUGGAAAUUUCGGUUCUCAUUGAUGUCAGAGAAGAAAGCUCUCACAAAGUUUCUUCGAUGUGUUGAAUGGAGUGAUGUGCAGGAAGCAAAGCAGGCAGCUGAGUUGAUGGGUAGAUGGGAGAUGAUUGAUGUUUGUGAUGCGCUAGAGCUGCUAUCUCCUGUAUUUGAGAGUGAAGAGGUUCGUGCAUAUGCUGUGAGCGUCCUUGAGAGAGCUGAUGAUGAUGAGUUGCAAUGUUAUCUUCUUCAGUUAGUCCAGGCCCUUCGUUUUGAGCGCUCAGAUAGAUCAUGCCUAUCUCAUUUUCUUGUGCAACGCUCUUUACGAAAUAUUGAGUUGGCCAGUUUUCUUCGUUGGUAUGUUGCUGUGGAACUUCAUGAUCCUGCUUAUGCAAAGCGCUUUUACUGUACCUAUGAAAUGCUAGAAGAGAAUUUGUUGAAGCUAUCAGCUGCUGAGACUGGAGGAGAAGAUGGGUUCAAGUUAUGGCAAAGUUUGGUUCGUGAAACCGAACUAACAGCUCAGUUGUGUUCUAUAAUGAGGGAUGUCCGUAAUGUGCGUGGUGGAACGCAAAAGAAAAUGCAAAAGCUUAGACAGCUUCUUUCAGGUCUUCUCAGUGAGCUUACCUAUUUUGAGGAGCCAAUACGAUCACCGUUGCAUCCCAAAGUGCUCAUUACUGGGAUUUUGCCAAAUGAGUGUGGAUUAUUCAAAAGCACGUUGCAUCCUUUACGACUGACUUUCAGAACUUCUAGUGGGGAAAAUUGUAAGAUUAUAUUUAAGAAGGGAGAUGAUAUGCGACAAGACCAAUUGGUAAUUCAAAUGGUCUCUCUCAUGGAUCGGUUGCUUAAAUUGGAGAACCUUGACCUCCACCUGACUCCAUAUAGAGUCUUAGCAACUGGGCAAGACGAAGGGAUGAUGGAAUUUAUACCAUCCCGUUCUUUAGCUCAGAUUCUUUCAGAACAUCGUAGUAUCAUCGGAUUUCUUCAGAAAUGCCAUCCUGAUGAGGACGCACCAUUUGGAAUAACUGCUACCUGUCUUGAAACAUUUAUUAAGAGCUGUGCUGGUUAUUCUGUUAUCACUUAUAUUCUGGGUGUUGGAGAUAGGCAUCUAGACAAUCUUCUUUUGAGGGAUGAUGGACGACUAUUUCAUGUAGAUUUCGGCUUCAUUUUGGGUCGAGAUCCUAAACCAUUUCCACCACCAAUGAAACUAUGUAAAGAAAUGGUUGAGGCUAUGGGUGGAGCUGAAAGCCUAUACUACACAAGAUUCAAAUCUUACUGUUGUGAAGCAUUCAAUAUACUUCGCAAAUCCAGCAACUUAAUUUUGAAUUUGUUCCAUUUGAUGGCGGGUUCUAACAUUCCUGACAUUGCUUCAGAUCCUGAAAAAGGCAUUUUAAAGCUGCAAGAAAAGUUUCGGUUGGACCUAGAUGAUGAAGCCAGCAUACACUUUUUCCAAGAUCUCAUCAAUGACAGUGUUAGUGCGUUGUUCCCACAAAUGGUUGAGACGAUCCAUAGAUGGGCGCAGUAUUGGCGUUGAUCUGUAUAUUAGUUGUGGAGCUAUCAACAUCCAUGCAGAUGAUUGAUUGGAUCUUUCUAGCACGUAUAACUGCUGGUUUGAGCUUUUCAUGUGCACGAGUCGCAAGGCAUCAGAUACAAUGUCUCCGUCCGAAAAGAUACAUUAUCGGUUUGGCAAACUUUCUUAGCAAAUGUUCUGAUGGGGUGUGAGGGGGGGAAAGUUUGCAACUUUGCACAUUGCAGCAGAUGUAUUAUUUUUUAUUUGUUCAUUUUUCUGUCCCUUUCUUAGUUUCUUCUAUCCUUUUGCUUGAUACUUCAACAUAUGUACAGUAUAACAAUGCCUGGUCUAGUAUUCUAAGUAUAACAUAUGUACAGUAAUAUUUUCUCAUACCAAUUAUUUACCUCAUUUUAAUGAGGUUCCAUGUAAAGCUAUGAAAGUUAUAUAUCCUAGUGUAAUUAUUUACUUGAUUUA
Beta vulgaris subsp. vulgaris (sugar beet) is the source of this 3245-nucleotide messenger RNA. Its product is annotated as phosphatidylinositol 3-kinase, root isoform. Gene Ontology annotation, biological process: endocytosis; autophagy of peroxisome; phosphatidylinositol-mediated signaling. Gene Ontology annotation, molecular function: 1-phosphatidylinositol-3-kinase activity. Gene Ontology annotation, cellular component: peroxisome; phagophore assembly site; phosphatidylinositol 3-kinase complex, class III, type I. The coding region runs from base 348 to 2795 and encodes 815 amino acids. The transcript has 18 exons. The record is from RefSeq and is a predicted model, not a curated record. NCBI's taxonomy places the organism in Eukaryota, Viridiplantae, Streptophyta, Magnoliopsida, Caryophyllales, Amaranthaceae.